GAGAGGCAGUGCUGGCUCGCGGGGAAGUACCGUACUAGCAGGUCCUGCUGGAUUUACUUUGUAUGUUAUUUUCCACCAAACCCAUAAAACACCCCAGUCGCUGGAUUCAACAGCUUUGACAGAUAGCACAGUCCCAACGCGUUCUGCAGCCAUGGCGGAGGACCUGAGCUCCCAACCAUGGUCUAUCAACAAGGAUGAUUAUGAGCUAUUGGAAGUGAUUGGGAGCGGGGCCACGGCUGUGGUACAGGCAGCCUACUGUCUUCCUCGCAAGGAGAAGGUAGCCAUCAAACGGAUCAACCUGGAGAAGUGCCAGACCAGCAUGGAUGAACUUCUGAAGGAGAUCCAGGCCAUGUCUCAGUGCCACCACCCCAACAUUGUGUCCUACUACACCUCCUUCGUAGUGAAAGAUGAACUGUGGCUGGUCAUGAAGCUACUGAGUGGAGGCUCUGUGCUGGACGUGAUCAAACACAUCAUAUCGAGAGGAGAGCAUAAGAGUGGUGUUCUGGAUGAGUCCUCUAUAGCCACCAUGUUAAAAGAGGUCCUGGAAGGAUUGGAUUACCUUCACAAGAACGGCCAGAUUCACAGAGACCUGAAGGCUGGCAACAUCCUGUUGGGGGAGGACGGGUCCGUCCAGAUUGCAGACUUUGGUGUCAGCUCCUUCCUGGCCACCGGCGGUGACCUCACCCGGAACAAGGUCCGCAAGACGUUUGUCGGCACGCCGUGUUGGAUGGCCCCGGAGGUCAUGGAGCAGGUCAGGGGUUAUGACUUCAAAGCAGACAUCUGGAGUUUUGGGAUCACAGCCAUAGAGCUGGCAACAGGCUCCGCCCCUUACCACAAGUACCCCCCCAUGAAGGUGUUGAUGCUCACCCUGCAAAACGACCCCCCAUCAUUAGAGACCGGGAUCCAGGACAAGGAGAUGGUGAAGAAAUAUGGCAAGUCCUUCAGGAAGAUGAUCUCACUCUGUUUACAGAAAGACCCUGAGAAAAGGCCUACCUCUGCAGAGUUGUUGAAGCAUAAAUUCUUUCAGAAAGCAAAGAACAACGAGUUCCUACAAGAGAAGCUUCUUCAACGGGCUCCCACAAUCACAGAGCGCUCUAAAAAGGUCCGCCGGGUGCCAGGGUCCAGCGGUCGUCUCCAUAAGACGGAGGACGGGGAAUGGGAGUGGAGUGAUGAUGAGCUGGACGUGGAGAGUGAGGAGGGAAAGGCUGCUGUCGCUGCACUACGGUCACCCAGGGUCAAGGAGAGUCUACAGGACUCAGAGCCUGAUGACCAGUGCCUGCUUGCUGUGGCACCACAGGGGUUCCUGACACCCAAUCCAUUGAGAAGUUGUCUGACAGCUCCCGGCCAAGCAGAACUACCUCAGGCUGCUGGCCAGGCCAGGGCUCCACCUGCCCCCGGCCCGGCCAAUGCCCAUGCUUCAGGUCCCACGCUGAGCCCUCCUGCUGCCACCACACAGGCCCCAGCUGCUACAAGUGCCAUUAGCUUGGUGUUGAGGUUGAGAAACCUGAAGAAGGAGCUCAAUGACAUCCGCUUUGAGUUCAUGCCAGGAAGAGACACUGCAGAUGGAGUCUCUCAGGAGCUGGUGUCAGCCGGCCUGGUGGAUGGAAGAGAUGUGGUUAUAGUUGCUGCUAAUUUGCAGAAAAUAGUGGACGAGCCACAAACCAAUAAAAAUGUCACUUUCAAGCUGGCGUCUGGUGUGGAAGGGUCCGAGAUCCCAGACGAUGUUAAGCUGAUGGGCUUCGCUCAGCUCAGCAUCAGUUAAACAGCAGACCCCCCCCUGGGGCCUGGAUUUGCCUAACUAAAUGUGAAAAUGUCAAAACAACAGUAGAGUUUAAAUGCAUUUGUUUCUUUCAAUGGCUGUUCAGAAACCACUGCUGCCAAAGAAACCACAACCGUUCCUCUUUGAUUAAGAUGUUCUGCUCUGACUGUCCUGGUGUUGGGUUGCUGGGCUUAGAGCCCCCAGGCAUCACACAAUAGGAAUCACUUAAACUAUGUUUACACUUCAUUAGUAGAAUGACACUAUGGGUAUCUAUGUAGGAGAAUCAGUUAUUUACACACAAUGUUCUCACAUUAUUCUGUUCUGUUUGUGUUCUGUAAUACGUGAUGCAUUUGCACAAUCUUAACUAACCCCAGAAAGCCCUUAAGUCCUGGUAAAUGUAAAAAUGCCUUAUGAUGUUCAUUGAUCUACUGAAUAAAGGUUAUAAAAGGGGAGGGGUUUCUGUUUUGGGGCCUUCUGAUGUACAUAUCAUACCAGCCUGCUCACUAACAUUACACUUUCACUUGUCUUCUAUUGUUCUGGGGGAGGUGGAGUAGGGUACAUAGGUGUUUAUUGUUCUGGGGGAGGUGGAGUAGGGUACGUAGGUGUUUAUUGUUCUGGGGGAGGUGGAGUAGGGUACGUAGGUGUUUAUUGUUCUGGGGGAGGUGGAGUAGGGUAAGGUGGAGUAGGGUACGUAGGUGUUUAUUGUUCUGGAGGAGGUGGAGUAGGGUACGUAGGUGUUUAUUGUUCUGGGGGAGGUGGAGUAGGGUAAGGUGGAGUAGGGUACGUAGGUGUUUAUUGUUCUGGAGGAGGUGGAGUAGGGUAAGGUGGAGUAGGGUACGUAGGUGUUUAUUGUUCUGGGGGAGGUGGAGUAGGGUACGUAGGUGUUUAUUGUUCUGGAGGAGGUGGAGUAGGGUACGUAGGUGUUUAUUGUUCUGGGGGAGGUGGAGUAGGGUAAGGUGGAGUAGGGUACGUAGGUGUUUAUUGUUCUGGGGGAGGUGGAGUAGGGUACGUAGGUGUUUAUUGUUCUGGGGGAGGUGGAGUAGGGUAAGGUGGAGUAGGGUACGUAGGUGUUUAUUGUUCUGGGGGAGGUGGAGUAGGGUAAGGUGGAGUAGGGUACGUAGGUGUUUAUUGUUCUGGGGGAGGUGGAGUAGGGUACGUAGGUGUUUAUUGUUCUGGGGGAGGUGGAGUAGGGUACAUAGGUGUUUAUUGUUCUGGAGGAGGUGGAGUAGGGUAAGGUGGAGUAGGGUACGUAGGUGUUGCCAAGCACGGAAAGCAUCCUAUGGAAAUGUCCUGUAGAAAAAGAUCACAGACAGGUUCCCUCAGAAAACCAACCUCUACUAACCUGAGGACAAUCAAACCACAGUCACACCCAUCAGAAGGUGAAGUGUUCAUGAGGAUCAUGUCUAUCUCACAUAGUGAACAAGCCAUGAGUAGUAACACACUUGAUAACAGAGACAUCGUCUCCUGGGUUACCAGAACUACCGGGCCAGGACCAGGAUGUCUGGACUUAUAACCAUUAAUGACACAAGGGAUAUUUGCAGUGUGUUGUCCAAUGUCACCAGCCCAACACAUUAUUUAUUGAAAUAACAUGACCUCAAUUUGCCCACAUUUUCUGACCCAUCUGUUGACUUCAUCUGUUCAUUUUAUUGUUUGUAUUUCUGGGUUCUGACCCAACUGUUGACUUCAUCUGUUCAUUUUAUUGUUUGUAUUUCUGGGUUCUGACCCAACUGUUGACUUCAUCUGUUCAUUUUAUUGUUUGUAUUUCUGGGUUCUGACCCAACUGUUGACCUCAUCUGUUCAUUUUAUUGUUUGUAUUUCUGGGUUCUGACCCAUCUGUUCAUUUCAUUCAUGGUCCACUAAGUAAAAAGCUCUUUGUCCUCAGAUGUACAAGUUGGACAUUGAUUUUGUAGGCUACAACACAACCCUGUCUUUGAAUUGUUACUUAUCUUAGCGUUAAUAACUUAAACAGGUUCAACAGCGAUUUAGGUAAUUCACCUUGUGGUUAAGGCAGAGCUGUGUUUUACUAGGUGUAUUCCCUGUUCUGAACCAGUUCUUGAAUCAUGUAGUUAAUGAAUAAGCGCAUAUUUGCAGAUGGUGGUAAUAAACCACAAAUAGUUUGGUAUUCCAUGUUGAGUUGUUUCCCAACACAUCUUACUGUCUGGUGCAUCUUCACCUAACAUCUAGGUAUGGCAGAUCCUUUGAGCAUCAAGUGGCUUUGUAUUUAUUUUCAGGGCAAUUCAAUUCCAGUCCUGGAGGGACGAAACACUGCUGAUAUUUAACUUCGGGUCUGGGACUGUUUUACCCCUGGGGGGCAACAAGUGAGUUCUCUUAACUGGCAGCUGGGCACAAAAAACAAGUGUUUGGCUGUGCUGGAUGGUAUUUUAACAGGCCUGUAUGAUUGGCUUGGAGAUGUUUAGAAUUAUCUUACUAUAGUAUUUGUAGUUUUCUGUCUGCAACAGGGAUCCAAAACUCUUCCCGUGUUUGCUAGGGCUGGGGCUCGUAGGUGUUCUGGCGUCAGCUGGAUAAAUAGAAAGAUAUUUACAGGGUUUGAAUUGGACCUUCAGAGUUCCAGGGCUAGGCUGCCGUCAACCUGUGAUCAGAUUUAUUCUAGCCUUAACAUGGUCUUUGUUAAGAUUUCAGGGCCUGCUGAUUGAUGUGUGUCAAAUGUACUUUCUAUUUUGAUCUGAAUAUGUGCUUAAUUAACAAUAAGGUUUGUUCACUGAUGACUGACAGACAUGUUGUCAUGACACCAAAGUUGAAGUUUACUAACUGCAGUAUUUGAUGCCAUUCUGCUGGUUUGUACUGUGAUGUACUGUAUCUGUAGCUGAGACAAUACUCCUCUCACCCCUUCUCUUUGUUUUUUUACUUCUGUCUCUUUUUUUCUAUUUAUUUCUUCUGUCUUUCUGUUUCCAUACUAUGAUGUUGCUGUAGCAAUACUACAAACAUACAUUUUGGCAAUAGCACAAAACUGAAAAUGUAAGUCUUUCAAUUGCUCUACUUUGUUGAGUUUUGGAUUUUGAAGCUUGUUUCUCUUGAUUGUAAUCAAUAAAAAACUGACAGGUCCUUAUACAAUA
This is a messenger RNA of Esox lucius (northern pike), 4833 nucleotides long. It is a transcript of the gene oxsr1b, whose product is annotated as oxidative stress responsive kinase 1b. Gene Ontology annotation, biological process: protein phosphorylation. The record is from RefSeq and is a predicted model, not a curated record. NCBI's taxonomy places the organism in Eukaryota, Metazoa, Chordata, Actinopteri, Esociformes, Esocidae. The transcript is spliced from 17 exons. The coding region runs from base 152 to 1762 and encodes 536 amino acids. Gene Ontology annotation, molecular function: ATP binding; protein serine/threonine kinase activity.